AUGGGCAAAUCUCUGACAGCCCUCAAUAUAUCCAGCUCCACCCAGAUAUCCAGACCUCCCGCCUUUGUAUUAACACACAUCGUCCCAACCCUCUCCCCCAAAAGCCACUCAAUUCAAGAUGGAGACGAAGAAAGGAAAACAGCCUGGGCCCCUUCAAACCCAACCCCUUACCCAGCCUCCGAGCCUGAAUUCCGCUUCCCCGCCUCCAGCCCGAACGUGGACAACCUCAGCUGCAGAGCUCUGUCAGACCUGGUCCCGGGGCCUGGGAUCCCGCUGGUCCAGAAGGUGCCUGGUCGCCCCGGCAACCGAGUCGCGUUGGGUGCUGUGCUUGCGCCUCGUUCUCUCCAGGCCGCAGAGCUGGCGGCCCAGGAGGACUCGCAGAGUCUAGACAAUCUCUCUAACACCUCUCGAUCAACUUCAGAAGUAUAUAAGAUAAACUUCAUCUUUCCAAAUGGAGACAAGUAUGAUGGUGACUGUACAAAAACAUCCUCUGGAAUCUAUGAGAGAAAUGGAAUGGGGAUUCAUACCACUCCUAACGGUAUUGUCUACACAGGAAGCUGGAAAGAUGACAAGAUGAAUGGUUUUGGAAGACUUGAGCAUUUUUCAGGAGCAGUAUAUGAAGGACAAUUUAAGGAUAAUAUGUUUCAUGGAUUGGGGACUUAUACAUUCCCCAGUGGGGCAAAGUAUACUGGAAAUUUCAAUGAAAAUAGGGUGGAAGGUAAAGGGGAAUAUACUGAUAUCCAAGGACUAGAAUGGAGCGGUAACUUUCAUUUCACAGCUGCCCCCGGCCUGAAACUAAAACUCUACAUGUGAACAUUCUGUAGUAAAGUACUGGAAGCCUUUAGUUGUGGGGAAAGCAAAGCAACUAUAUCUGCUAUUUGAAAUUGCUUCACACAGUUCCUCUGUGUUGUAAGCUUUCCAAUAAAACCAUCUCUCACUUA
Messenger RNA from Nycticebus coucang (slow loris), 941 nucleotides. RefSeq names its product MORN repeat containing 2 (gene MORN2). NCBI's taxonomy places the organism in Eukaryota, Metazoa, Chordata, Mammalia, Primates, Lorisidae. The transcript is spliced from 7 exons. The record is from RefSeq and is a predicted model, not a curated record. The coding region runs from base 1 to 813 and encodes 270 amino acids.